AUGUAGCCAAAGUGUCAACAGUUUGUGUUUUAUAAACAUUUAAUUUUGGGGAAAAAGUGUGUAUUCUAGGCCUAGUUCGCAAUGUCGACGAUUUCCUCACCGUCGGUCGAACUCAGUUCGUACCGCGACCAGCAUUUUAAGGGCACAAGAGCUGAACAGGACCGCUUGUUGCGCUUAUCGACCACACUGUACGUCGGAAACUUAUCAUUUUACACCACUGAGGAGCAAAUAUACGAAUUGUUUUCAAAAUGCGGCGACAUUCGGCGGGUGGUCAUGGGCCUAGAUAAGUAUAAAAAGACGCCUUGUGGCUUCUGUUUCGUCGAAUAUUACAACAGACAAGACGCGGAAAAUUGUCUAAGGUAUAUUAACGGGACCCGCUUGGACGACAGAAUUGUGCGAACCGACUGGGACGCGGGCUUUGUCGAAGGCCGACAGUACGGCCGUGGGAAGACCGGGGGCCAAGUGCGCGACGAGUACAGAACUGACUACGACUCAGGCCGCGGGGGCUACGGACAACAUCUGAAAAUGGCGAGGGCUUUUAAAGAACAAGGGCCGCUUCAGUACAGACAAAAGGAAAACUUUAAGGAUGUGGAUAAGGAAUUAAAGACGAUGGUCCCGGCUAGAGAGUAACAUUUAGGAUAGUUAUUAAGCCUUACUUUUGUAUUACAUUCGGAUAAUCAUUGUUUUUUCUUGUUUUUAUUACGAUUAUUUAAGCCCGUAUUCAACUAUAAAUAAACGGAAUAAACGUUUUCA
Messenger RNA from Tribolium castaneum (red flour beetle), 753 nucleotides. RefSeq names its product cap binding protein 20 (gene Cbp20). Gene Ontology annotation, biological process: mRNA cis splicing, via spliceosome. The transcript has 4 exons. Lineage: Eukaryota; Metazoa; Arthropoda; Insecta; Coleoptera; Tenebrionidae. Gene Ontology annotation, cellular component: nuclear cap binding complex. The coding region runs from base 82 to 630 and encodes 182 amino acids. Gene Ontology annotation, molecular function: RNA cap binding. The record is from RefSeq and is a predicted model, not a curated record.